Messenger RNA from Ilex paraguariensis (yerba mate), 984 nucleotides. The record is from the annotation of a GenBank genome assembly. Lineage: Eukaryota; Viridiplantae; Streptophyta; Magnoliopsida; Aquifoliales; Aquifoliaceae.
AUGAAUCAGAGAUCCCAUAAAGUUUCGACUAUUCCUUUGUUCUGCUUCUUGUUUCUGAGUCGUCUUGUAUUCUGUCAACUGGAUUAUAGGUUUUAUGAUAGCACUUGUCCCAGCCUGACAAAUAUUGUCAAACUUGGUGUCUGGCCAGCUAUCUCCAAUGAAACUAGAAUGGCUGCCUCUCUUCUGCGUCUGCACUUCCAUGACUGUAUUGUUAAUGGAUGUGAUGGAUCGUUGUUACUCGAUGAUAGCAGCGCAUUCAAGGGGGAGAAGAAUGCAUCGCCUAAUAGAAAUUCAGUCAGAGGCUUUGAGGUCAUUGACACAAUAAAGGCCAAUGUGGAGAAAGCUUGCCCAUCCACUGUUUCUUGUGCUGAUAUAUUGGCUCUUGCAGCCAGAGAAGCAGUUUCUCUUACCGGAGGGCCUUUCUGGUCUGUACCCCUUGGUCGGCGAGAUAGCCUGACAGCAAGUGAGAGUGCUGCUAACACACAAAUCCCAUUUCCUUUUGAACCCUUAGAUAACAUUACUGCAAAAUUUACUUCAAAGGGUCUUGAAAUGAAAGAUGUAGUUGUGCUCUCAGGUGCACACACUAUUGGUUUUGCUCAAUGCUUCACAUUCAAGCCGAGGCUGUUCAACUUUGAUGGGUCUGGUAAUCCUGAUCCUAUACUUGAUUCAUCAAUGCUAAGCAGUUUGAGGAAUGUGUGUCCAAACCAAGUCGAUUCCGAUUCCAAUUUGGCCCCUCUGGAUGCAGUUACUGCUAACAAGUUCGACAACUUCUAUUUCAAGAACAUCGCAAACAAUUCCGGGCUUCUCCAGUCAGACCAAGCACUUAUGAGGGACAACAGGACUGCAGCCAUGGUGAAUUACUAUAUCAAGUUCCCCUUCCUGUUCUUGAAGGAUUUCGAAGUAUCAAUGGAGAAGCUGAGUAAGGUUGGAGUACUUACUGGAAAAGAUGGACAGAUAAGGAAGAACUGUAGGGUGGUGAACUAA